Molecule: messenger RNA, 2785 nt
Organism: Phaedon cochleariae (mustard beetle)
Lineage: Eukaryota; Metazoa; Arthropoda; Insecta; Coleoptera; Chrysomelidae
Source: the annotation of a GenBank genome assembly
AUUUUCUUCUAACUUUUUUGAGAAUCUUAAGAUUUGUAUUCUGUGACCACCUGUGAUUUCUGUGUUUAUGGUAUAGAAUAGGCUUGCAUUUCUGAAUUUUUUCGGAGAUUUGAAAAAUUUCGAUAGUAAAUAUGAUGGGUGUUUAUCGGAAACAUUGAUCUUAAUUUUCUUGCAGUCGGUUGCGAGAGUGCCCUAUUUUUGAUAUUGAUGUCAAAUUAUUUUCUGAAGGAAAUAGUGCCAUGUGUGAUAACCAAAAUUUUGAAUCUCCGAAUCCUUUAAACAUGGAUCAGAUCACGAACGAUGAUAUUAAAAGUCUUCUGGACUAUUUUUCCAAAAAUACAUAUGGUGCCAAAGCAGAGGACUUAGAGGCAAAUACCAUCUUACAGAGAUGUAUAAGUCUCAUGAAGCUGGACUAUAGCCUUAUGGUGGUGCAAAACAAUAACGGAGAAUUGAGUUCUCACUACCCUAGUCAGCUACCAAUCCUAGAAUAUGAGAAUGGCAGUAAUCAGAAUCUCAAUUCCAGUCAGUCUGCUCAAAGAACCACUAACACUAUUUAUGAGAGUAUUUAUGAUGUUCAGAAAAUACGUGAUUUAUUCUACAGAGCAAAAUUCGCAAGGUGCCGUGCACGUUUUCCAAUUCCUGUAAUACUUUAUAAAGGUAAAUACAUAUGCCGUUCCUCCACACUAUCAGGUGGUCCUGAAAUUUAUGGCAGAUCUGGCUUAGACUAUCUGUUUUAUGGUAGUGGUGAUACAUCAUCAAAACCUAGGACAGAAGAUGAAGUUGAUGUUGCUUGUGAAUCAGAAACUGUUUCCUCUCAGUCAGAUUGGCAACUUUUUGAUAAAGUUCGAAGUCAGGAUAUCAAAUUACUGAAGAAACUCAAUGUUGGCACAAUAGUUGACCUCAUGGUGGAGAAAAAGAAAGUGAAAUUUGGCAUGUAUGUAACAUCUUCAGAGAAAGUUGAUAAGGAAAAUCGUUAUUCAGAUUUCAACAUAAUAUCCUUGCCAUACCCAGGGUGUGAGUUUUUCAAAGAUUUUCGUGACAAUAAUUUCAAUGCUGAGGGCCUCAUUUUUGAUUGGAGCCAAGAACAGUGUGAUGCAACUGUAAAUGUCCCAGAUAAUCCAUUACUAGCACAGUUGAAAAUUGAAUGGACAAAUUAUAAGAAGUGGGAUCUAGUUACCAUGACUCAAAAUUAUAUGAAGUACCUGCUCAAAUACUUACAGGACAACAGUUCAGGAAUUUUAAUCCACUGUAUCAGUGGAUGGGACCGUACUCCAUUGUACAUCUCUAUGAUCCGUCUCAGUUUGUGGGCAGAUGGUUUAAUCCAUCAGAAUCUGGAUGAACGUCAGAUACUCUAUUUGACUAUUGCCUAUGACUGGAUGCUCUUUGGGCAUCACCUUUGUGAUAGAUUGGACAAAGGAGAAAACAUAUUUUUCUUCUGCUUCUACAUGCUCAAGCAUCUCAUAGGCCAUGAGUUUUCAAUUGCUCCUGGCAGGUACAAAAGAAAAUUGGCAGACAAAGUUGUUGAAGAGAGUGUUAAUAGAACAGACAGUGAUACACAGUUGGAGCUCCUUUUGGAAAAUGAGCUGAGAGGAUCAAAUAUUAGUCUCAAUUCAAUCUGUUCAACAGUUAGUAGCAAGUCUCAGGAGCCCAAUAAUUGGUAUCACCAUUCUGAUGAACCUAAUGGGAACCCCGCCAAUUGCGGCAACUCUCUAGACGUCCGCGACAACCUGGCCUUGGGGGCCUCGGCCUCCCCACAGGCGAGGCGCACUUCGCCCGUCACAGUGCCCAUGGGCACCAGACUGAAAAGAACGGAAUCGUCCACCACGACCAGCAGCAUCCACAGCAACCACAGCACGCAGAGCACCCAGAGCACCCACAGCACCGGCAGCUGGCAAGUGGUUACCACCACGGGGUCGCUGCGGGGGUCGGACUCCUCCAGCGGGGGGGACAUGCCUUUUUCGCACUCGUCGAUGUGCACGGUGAUCGAUGGGGACGAGUGGUUGCAGGACGGUACGGCUUUUCCUUUGCCUUGUCGCAAGGAUCGGCUAUUGAAGGUGCGUGAAUAUUUCUAUGGAUGUUAUUUCCAGUCGAUCGGUUGCAAGAAUGUGAGAUUCGGACCGGAUUCGUCCAUUGGGGCAAUAUUUGGGAACAUUGCCGAGAAGGUAGGAUUCUCUCAAAGAACUUAACAAAAUGUGUUUAUGAAUUGUAUUCCUAAUUGUUGAUAGAGUGAGUCAUUGGCGAGUGAUUCAAUUUUAAUGACUGAUUAAAUUUAAGGUGUUCAUUUUAUAGAUUUAAUUACAUAUUGCAUUUCAUUGUCAGAACAGGGAUCAACUGUUUUUAUGGAUAAUUUUAGUAUAUCCUCUCCCCAGCUGUUUUGUUUGCUUUGAUUUCACCAGAAUAUAACUGAAAGCUUCAUGAAUUUAACAAUACUACUUAUUCAAUAACUAAAAUACCGAAAUUUAGGGGAUGAUUAUGGAAACAUUAAUUGUUGGUAAUGUUUUAAAUGUGAAAAUUCCAAUUCUAUCUAUUCAAUAUUUUAUCAAUGUCAGUAGAUAGUAAUGUUGUUGAUUCAAAUUGAAAUUAUUACUGUUUGAAUUUGUUACAAGGCAAUAAGGAUAUUCUGAUAAAUGUAAAAUUGUAGCAUUGUAUGGAUUUGAAACUGUAAAUUACCCACAAAACAUGGAAUUGAUCAAAAUUUCAUGGCAGUUAUAUCUUUCAAAUCAUUGACUACAUUUACUCAGGCAUAAUUAUUACUUUGAAUUUUAAUUGAAUUUAUAAUCCUCAC